UUUUUCUCUUUCGUUUGUCGACUGUUUCACUUUCCCGCAGAAAAUAGGGUGUCGAAUCUGUCCUAUAACCUCCGUUAUAUUUAUUACUAUUUAAAGAUCGAAGAUGAAUCUUUUAUGAUAAUUGUGGAUUAAUUCAUGUAAAGGUUGUUCUAAGUGAUGUUGUGUAAGAUCGUUUGUGUUCUUGCGGUCGUUGUGUAGCGUUUUUAAAAAUUAAACAUGGCCUCGAACCGAGGAAUUCAGAUCGGAUCCGCGUGGUUUCAACGGAAGCUGAAUUUGAGACCGCAGCACCGGGGCGUGCACCUGGUCACUGAGGAGAUCCUCAAACAGGUGCCCGAGCUUUCCCAGUUCGCGGUCGGCCUCUGCCACAUCCAAAUAAUGCACACGUCGGCGAGUCUCGCGCUAAACGAGAGUUGGGACCCUGACGUUAGGGACGACAUGGAGAUGAUGCUCAAUAAAAUAGUGCCGGAAGGAUUGCCUUACCGCCACUCCUGCGAAGGCCCCGACGACAUGCCUGCUCACGUGAAGGCGUGUUUCCUGGGCUCUUCACUGACCAUUCCAAUCACAGAUGGGAAACUGAACCUUGGCACAUGGCAGGGAGUGUGGCUAUGUGAGCACAGGAACCACGCUGGCAGCCGGAAGGUGGUGGUGACGCUGUCGGGGUGUCCGCGCGACUCGCCGCUGUCGCCGGUGUCGGCGGCGUCGUGCUCCAGUUAGGAGCGGGCGGGGGGCGCGACCCCCCACACGCACUCGCACUCGCGCCCCUCCUCCAAGAGCACACGGAGGUAAACCUUUUGUACCCACGCACCACCUAGCCGAUAGACGAUAGUCCUUAUUAUUAUCUUCGAACGACAAUAUGUACAUAAGAUUAAUACUUUGUCAAACUCUGCGCGGGCCGUUUCACACCCCGUUCUUUCAAGCUUUGAUACUAUUGUGAGUGACUCCCAAUGAGUUUGUUUAGUUUCAUUUAAUGUAAUUAAUACUCUGAAACCUUUCAGGUAACACAUGGUUUUACAUUUUGUAGAAUAGAUAACCAAUCAUUUCUUAUUUUUUAUAAUAGAAUCAUGAUAAUAGUAUUUUUAUACUUCCAUACAAUAUUUAGGGUGUAAAUGUGGUGUUAUAUUAAUAAAAUCAAAAGGCUCCUUGUGUUACGUGAAAUGUUUUGGAGCAGUGUGCGCGUAGAUACUAUGAUAGAUCUAAUAUAAUAAAAGGAAUUGAAGUGGUAGUUAGACGCCAAAGCUCGUGUUCCAAAGGAGCGCCCGCGCAGAACGUACUUUAUCGAUAUUAUGUUCAGUCAAAUUGGUAACUGGACCCGUUUAUUGUACAUAGGAGUUACGUCCGACGGUUUUAAAGUAUACAUAAAGUGAGUUGUUGUUUUGUUGUUGCGCUGUGUCGAUAUGUACAUAGAGGACGCGUGGACACGAGUGGCGUCGCUCGUCGCCCGUGGCUCGCGCCGUACACUCGCCCGUUGUACGCGGGCCGGCGCCGGCCGCGCCGCAAGACACGAGCGCGAGCGAUGCAACCCUCAGCGGAGUUUUGACUACUGCACUCGUUUAAAUUUCUUCAACGUACACCGACAGACAUAUGUAUAUUUUUUAACAUGGCAGCACGUUAGACAUUUUUAUGAAUUCUGACACUCAUUUUACUACACAAAUUUUGUAUGUAAUCGCACUGGUAAACGGUCAGUUGGUGUAAGUCUUAAGAGCUGAAUGUAGAAUAUAAAUAGUUAAGUACUUUGUACGUGUACCAUAGCUAUCUUCUCUCUCCGUGUUAGGUUAGAAUUGAUUAACGAUUAGUACAUGAAACAUGUCCAUAGCUUUAAAUGUUUCACGCCCGUUGUAUCAACGGGCCCUUCACGGAAUGACAAUGAGCUGACGUUCUGUACCAUAGUUAGUAGUUGUAUAUCAUUACUCUUAAGAUCAUGUAAGUGCCUCGGAUUUAUGGGGUGGUCACGUGUUUAUUUGCAGACUGGUCGAGAGCCGUCGCUCGUUCCGGUAUACCGGUAUACCGACUUGCCAUGUUUCUGGUGCGUUUGUGUUCAGUGUUCACUAUGUGUGUAAUGGGUGUGUCUUUUCUCUGUCCGCCUCCCUUUGUUUUAGUUCGAUACGUUUCCAAAACGUUAUGAUUGGCGACUACAUUGUAAUUGCGUAAAUGUGAAUGCAAUAAUUUUGUUUAUCGUGGAAUGUACUACGUAAUAGGUUAAUCAGUUUUAGUUUGGCGAUGUUUAUGAAUGCCUAUAUGUAUAGUUGUAUGUCUUCCUAUGUAAGUUCCAUCGCGUAAGGUGAAAUUAGCGUAACUGUUGGUAUAGCGUACGACUUACGAGUAUAUGUGAGCGCCGAGCGGUAUUAGGGUAUGUAACACCACCUUUAUGUCCGGCCACAUGUAUGUAACUUAGAUAAUGUAUCGAAAGUAUCGCGAUAGGGGCUCCAAAUUGUCAGACGUUCGGAAUAGCUGUUUAUACAUAGAAUUAUCAGACAGACUAAUCUGUAGGGGUGUUUUAUAUGAUAGCGGAUUACAUUAUUUCAGUAAUUAUAACAGGGUUGAGAACCUUGUCUCUUACAGGAAUUUAUUAUAUUUAUCGAAAUAAAGAACAUUACAUUCGAUAGGGGUGAGUUCAGUAGCGGCCGCCGCCUCGCGGGAGUCGCGGCGGGCUUGCAGGCAGUUUGGUUGCGUUCGGCUUUAAAUGUCCCGUUAAGAAUCGCUUGUGUGGCACAAUUUUACACUUGAGACUUAGUUAGGACUUAAUAAAUUAUAGAUAUUAGGGUACAGUCGGCGCUAGGCUAAUGUUUGCGGUGGCGUCGUCGGCGGCGGAGGCGGUGGCGGGCGGAAUACGCGGUUAGACUAUACCGAACCACGCUGUGCCGCAUGUGUACUUCAAAAGCCUACUUCACUUACUUGCUGCAUAUAAUGUGAUAAUUAAUAUUCACGCCAUGGCAUUUAUCUAAAUUACGGUAAAUAUACCCUUUGUUAUUAUUACCAUGUAAAAAUAAUUAUACACAAAUUAUUUUUCCUUAACGCUGCCUGGAAUAGAAAAUUAAAAAGUUUUUUUUAACUUCUAUUUGGACUAUUUCUCGUUAGGUGAUUUGCUCACGCGUGACUUACAUUUAUAUUUGAAUCUGCAACAAACAGCAGUUUUGUGAGUUUUUAAUCAGGCGCGGAACUCGCUCUCCGCUCCGGUUCCCGCUCCCGCCACGUGGUGUCGUCACACGACUCGAACCCUCUUUUGAUACCGCAUGUACAAAGUGUAGAUGUCACAGACAUGAUACAGUUUUGUCUCAUGGACAACCAUAGCGUUACUUCACUUAGGGCUUGAUGUACCGUCAUAUUCGGGCUUUUGAUAGAUUCACAACUUUACCUCUUUUGAGUUCAUAUUGUAUAGACGUAAGUGAUAUUUUCGAAUUAUUUAAUGGUCAUUACAAAGCUUCGUAUAUCGCUUGGAACGUGUAUUUAUUAAUUGUAUAUGACGUAUAUUUUAUCUAACGCAUGUUCAAUGUACUAUCGUAUUAUACUAAAGGAAUCGCUUGUUUGAAGCAUUUACUGUAUUUUCCGUAGCUUGUACCAUUUGGUUUGCAUCUGUUUGGAGGGAGACAAGGGAUGGGGUCGCGGGAUGGUUAAGUGCUUUUUAAACACGUAAUGGUUAAGAUCCUGUAAAUAUUUUUUGCAUUAACUCUAGUAUACAUGUACGGUUAACCGUGUACAUACAUUCGUAAUGUAAAAAUGUUUGAGCGCUAUUUGUGUAUGGAAUAUGGAUGUUAGGUAUGCCACUGCCAUUUAAGAGUUGCCUGUUUAUUUACUUGACUAUUGUAAGAAACUAAUUGGUAACGGCAAUAAUUUUAAAUUUGUAUUAAUAAAUGUUUUUUAAAACGUACUCGCAGAUUGCCGCUUCAUUGGCUCGAAUUUAUCUAGUCCGUUAUUGAUUUAUUGCCGUUACGAUGUUUCAUUUCUCAACAAUAGUCAAGCAAAUACGAUGUAGAUAAGUAAUCAGGUAAUGUUUGUUUUACAUUCCUUAAAGCAUUCCAAUGUUGGGACGUUGUUUUUGUUAAUAAAAUAUAAUUUAGCUAGUCUGUCCCAAUUUAGGCUGUCAAUAACAACGAAUGUGUCUAGCAAGUUACCAUAAUAAGUUCCAAACAUUCCACGUAAAGUGUCAGGAAUUUAAGUAUCUUCAGUAGUUGAGCAACUUUAGGAAACCUGUACUUAUUGUAAUUUUCUACAGACACAAAUAGCCGAUUAUAAAUUAUUGUAUAACUCUUUUUUAAUCAUUUGUUAUAUAUGGUUCCAAGUAUUUCACUAAAUAUGAUAAACGUAACAAUUUCAUUGUAAGGGCACAGUUUUACAUAAUUGUUUACUUAUUAAGCAGGUCAGUAAUCAUUCAUUUGUUAUUAUAUAUAAUGUAUUGCACAUAGUAAAAAUGAGGUUGUAAUCGGUUUAAAUGUAACAAAAACAUGGGAGACAAAUAAUUUGUGUGUAUAUUAUUUAAGGUCAAUAAUUAUUAUAUCAAUAUAUUGUGUGUACAGUCGGUUGAUUCACGAUUUUCUUAGUAGUACGACAGUUGUACAUUGAGCCCUCGCUCCGUCGGGCGGGGCCACUUCUGUCGCGGUAAACAUUUUGAUUGUAUCAUAUAACUUGUACAAUAUAAAUAUAUAGAUCCACAAUUAUGACAGAGAUUAAAUAUUUGCAAAAGUUAA
Messenger RNA from Manduca sexta (tobacco hornworm), 4682 nucleotides. RefSeq names its product UPF0047 protein YjbQ. The record is from RefSeq and is a predicted model, not a curated record. Lineage: Eukaryota; Metazoa; Arthropoda; Insecta; Lepidoptera; Sphingidae. Bases 217 to 714 code for a protein of 165 amino acids. The transcript has 4 exons.